Messenger RNA from Morus notabilis, 2271 nucleotides. Its product is annotated as kelch domain-containing protein 4. The coding region runs from base 56 to 2068 and encodes 670 amino acids. The transcript has 19 exons. NCBI's taxonomy places the organism in Eukaryota, Viridiplantae, Streptophyta, Magnoliopsida, Rosales, Moraceae. Gene Ontology annotation, molecular function: protein binding. The record is from RefSeq and is a predicted model, not a curated record.
CGUCUGGAGUCUGCUCUGAACUUCAGAAAGCUUCAAGCUUUGGCUUCGCUAAACGAUGGGGAAGAAAACGAAGAAGCCCGGGAAAGGAAAAGAGAAAACCGAGAAGAAAACCGUGAAAGCAGAGGAAAAGAGAGUUCGUCGAGAGACCAAAAAGCUCUCUCCUGAAGACGACAUUGAUGCCAUUCUGUUGAGUAUACAAAAGGAGGAAGCCAAGAAGAAGGAAGUCCACAUUGAAGAUAAUGUCCCAGCUCCAUCUCCAAGAUCAAACUGUACGCUGAACGUUAACCCAUUGAAAGAAACUGAAUUGAUCCUCUAUGGAGGCGAAUUCUACAAUGGUAACAAGACAUUUGUCUACGGUGAUCUUUACCGGUAUGACAUCGAAAAGCAGGAAUGGAAGUUAAUUUCAAGUCCCAAUAGUCCGCCGCCUCGAAGUGCCCACCAAGCAGUUGCUUGGAAGAAUUAUCUUUAUAUCUUUGGUGGCGAGUUCACGUCUCCAAAUCAAGAGAGGUUCCAUCACUACAAGGACUUUUGGAUGUUAGACUUGAAGACAAAUCAAUGGGAACAACUCAAUUUGAAAGGGUGUCCAAGUCCACGGUCAGGUCAUCGAAUGGUACUAUACAAGCACAAGCUGAUUGUUUUUGGUGGCUUCUAUGACACUCUUAGAGAAGUGAGGUAUUACAAUGAUUUGUAUGUUUUUGACUUGGAUCAAUUCAAGUGGCAAGAAAUAAAGCCUAGGCCUGGAUCCAUGUGGCCAAGUGCCAGAAGUGGUUUUCAGUUUUUUGUUUACCAGGAUGAGAUUUUCUUAUACGGUGGCUACUCCAAAGAAAUUUCACCCGAUAAGAGUGGCUCCGAGAAAGGAAAUGUUCAUUCUGACAUGUGGUCCCUUGAUCCUAAAACUUGGGAAUGGAACAAGGUAAAGAAAAGUGGGAUGCCUCCAGGGCCUCGUGCUGGGUUCUCCGUGUGUGUUCAUAAGAGGCGCGCUUUGCUGUUUGGAGGGGUGGUGGAUAUGGAAGUUGAAGGUGAUGUGAUGAUGAGCUUGUUCUUGGAUGAACUUUAUGGCUUCCAAUUUGACAGCCGUCGCUGGUAUCCAUUGGAGCUGCGGAAGGAGAAAACAACGAAGAAGUUAAAAAAGAGUUCUGAACAAAAGGGUAAUGGUGAUAAUAAGACAAAUUCUACGGAAGUAGAGGAGCUUGCAACAAACGACAAAGAUGAGAAAUCAGAGUACGAUGAAGAAGCGGAUGACAUGGAAAGUGACAUUGAUGAAAUGUCACAGCAUAUGACAACAAGCAUGACUGUUGACGAUGGUGGAUUAGCUGCUAAAUCGAAUGGAAAGAUUCCAGAAUCUACUGCUAAAUUGGAUUUACCAAAUUCUGGUUUACCAGAGAUAGUGAAGCCCUGUGGACGAAUCAAUUCCUGCAUGGUCGUGGGGCGAGAUACACUAUACGUAUAUGGCGGUAUGAUGGAGGUUAAAGAUCAAGAAAUUACACUAGAUGAUUUGUAUUCGCUUAAUCUUAGCAAACUUGACGAAUGGAAGUGCAUCAUACCGGCGUCCAAAUCUGAAUGGGUAGAAGCCUCCGGGGAUGAAGAUGAGGAUGAAGAUGAUGGGGAAGAUGAAGGUGAAGAUGGUAGUGAUAGCAACAGCGAUGAGAGUGAUGAUGAUGAUGAGCCAGAGAGUAGCAAAGAUGGAUCAGUACAUUUGGGUGAUGCUGUUGCUUUAAUCAAGGGUGAGGGAAAGAAUCUUCGAAGGAAGGAGAAACGGGCAAGGAUAGAGCAAAUAAGAGCCAGUCUCGGCCUUUCAGAUUCACAAAGAACUCCAAUGCCUGGAGAGUCAUUGCGAGAUUUCUACCGGCGUACGAAUUUAUACUGGCAAAUGGCUGCACAUGAACACACUCAACACACUGGAAAGGAGCUUCGGAAAGACGGUUUUGAUCUCGCUGAAGCUCGAUACACAGAGCUUAAACCUAUUCUGGACGAGCUGGCCAUAUUGGAGGCAGAGCAGAAGGCCGAAGAAGCGGAAGCGCCCGAAACUAGUUCUAGAAAGAGAGGCAAGAGGAAAACUACGCAUUAAAGUCUCCAUAUAGGUUUUUUGCCCCGGUACUGCCAUCAAGUAGUGUAGAUUUAGUCUAGUCAUUUUUGACUUGUUGCAAAUUUACAGUUAAGUUAAUUCAUGUGACAAUUGACAAAUACAUAUAUGCUUUCUCUCUUUCAUAGUGCCCCGCACAGUUAUUUUUUUAAGGUAAUUCCCAGAUAAUUUGUUUUAUAGCUGCAGAA